Vigna umbellata (rice bean) is the source of this 1126-nucleotide messenger RNA. RefSeq names its product Chloroplast J-like domain 1 (gene CJD1). Gene Ontology annotation, cellular component: chloroplast membrane. Lineage: Eukaryota; Viridiplantae; Streptophyta; Magnoliopsida; Fabales; Fabaceae. The record is from RefSeq and is a predicted model, not a curated record.
AACUUUGAAAGAAGAAAGCGUGAAAGAUAAAGCAAAACCCUAUGAAACUAAAAUUUCAGACAUAAAGUGAGAGAGAUAACAGUGCAUCAAUGGCUCUAGGAAUCUCAAACAUUCUGCACUGCCCCAAAUUGAGUUUCUCCCACAGCAAUCUCCGUCCCAAAGUUUCAACCUCUCUCAGGUUUCCCCAGACAGCAACAUGGAGUGAUAGAAAGAUUGUCUGUGCUGCUGCAUCUGCGGCAGGGAGCUCUAAUUCCGAUGGUGACUUUAAUCCUUAUGAGGUGCUAGGUGUAAGCCCUCUUGAGAAAUUUGACAUGGUCAAGGCAGCAUAUGCAAAAAGAAAGAAGGAAGCUGAGAUGAAGGGCGAUGAAGCAACUGCUUCCAGACUGGAAAAGGCAUAUGACAAACUCAUGAUGGCUCAGUUGACUAAUCGGAAAAAAGGUGUAACUUUUGGAUCAUUUAAGGUUUCAAAGGAGAUUAAGUAUGCUGACAAGCAGCCAAUUCUACCUUGGGGGCCAAGGUUUACUAAAUCAAGUCAAAAUGACACACGCAUAAACUUGGCAAUAUCAGCUGUUUUUACAGCAUGGAUCCUUGUCAAGCGCAGUGCUGAAUAUAAACCUUUGCAGUUUUUAGCCUUUGCCUUUGUUUAUAGGCUUUUUGAGAAGUUAAAAGCCUUUGAAUCUCCUGUAACCCGCAUAUAUAAUGAAGAGGGUGAAGACACCGGAGAAGGAUUGCGCAUGGGGAAAAGACUGCUCCGAGCACUGGCUUUGGUUUUUGGAUGUGUAGCAAUUUCAUCUUUGGCAUAUACUUUUAUUUUGAACAUAAUUGAGUUUGCAGGUGGUUUUAUUCCUGCUCUUUUGUACAACAAUCAGGAAUUGGUAAUCACCACUUCAUCGGCAGUGAUGCUUUAUAUCAUGGCAUCUUAUUAUAGAUAGUGGAGCUUGUCUUGAAGACGAAGAAGACGAAGAAAACACGCAUCGUCAUCAUCCAUUUUUAUCUUUUUUCGCUCAUUUCUUGCUUUUGUUCCUCACUAGUGUUAGCUCAAAUUUUGUCAAAAGAGAAGUACUUUUUCCUUGUUUUAAUAUAGCAGGAAUUGUGUUAACUUUCUUAUGCUACUUUUUACUUUUUU